Molecule: messenger RNA, 4305 nt
Organism: Sarcophilus harrisii (Tasmanian devil)
Lineage: Eukaryota; Metazoa; Chordata; Mammalia; Dasyuromorphia; Dasyuridae
Gene: SLC45A3
Product: solute carrier family 45 member 3
Exons: 5
Coding region: 1023-2681 (552 amino acids)
Biological process (GO): transmembrane transport
Cellular component (GO): membrane
Molecular function (GO): sucrose:proton symporter activity
Source: RefSeq, a predicted model, not a curated record
GUCACCGGGGGGAGCGCUCCGGCCCGGGGGGGGCCCCGGCUCCGGAAAGAGGGACCCUGCCCCGUGCUUGGCUCUCGGCGAGCGCCGGGAUGGAGGAGUCUCCGGGAGAGGAGCCCGGACAGGUGCAUCCGCCAGGCGCAUCCCCGAAUCCCUGCCUCGGCGGGCCGGGAGGGCGCUCCCCGGGGAUGCGCCAGCCUCCCCGCGCUGCUCCGCCCUGACCCCGGGGAGCCGGCACCCCAGGGCCGGGGUCCCCGCAGGGCGCUGGCCGCCCGCCCGGCUAAGGCGCUUGCAGCCGGGGCGAGAGCAGCCCGGCGUGGGGCUACCUGAGCUGAGGGACCGCUCUUCAGCUGUUGGCACAGACCCGAUCCCGUGAAACCGAGGCUAAGAAUAGCCCUGUCCCCGGGAACAGGGUCAGAGCCAGGGAGCCCGCUUUGCUCCUAAAGCCCUGGUCCCGGCUCGUCCCUGCUCUGUCCCCGGGGACAGUUAGCGUGCUUUCCUCGGGAAGCCUGGCACUGCCCUCGCGCCUGCUCCCUCCCCGGGGUCAGGGCCGGCGGUAGUGAGCCGAGAGAUGGCAUUGGGGGGCGUGCCGAGGAGCAGGCUUCUGUGCGCCCUGGGUCUGACUGACUAGGGGGCCGGGUGAUGCGCGCUGGCUUCAAGAGGGGCGCGCUGCUCGGGAGCGGCAGACUGUCCGUGACCCAAGAACUGGAAGGGUGUGUGAUGGGUUAGGAAGGCAUCGGGGAACCUCAGGAAGAUGGACGCAAUCUGUUGUUGUUUUGGAUCAAAGCUGCUAAGAUGUGUCCACAUCGAGGAUUCUUUCUGCCACAGGACACUCGGCGUGGUCAAGGAAACCGAGCCUGAAGCGGAGUGAUGGUAGAGAUGAGGGGUUCCUGUGUGAGCCAGAGGCAGCUGGUGGCUGAGCACAAGAGGAAAGGUCUAGGGGCCUGCAGCAUAGCCCAGCCGUGUUCCUGCCCUGUCAUCUGAUUCACAGUUCCCAUAUCUCCCACCUUUUGACCUGGUGGGCCAUGGCCCAGAAGCUGUGGGCCACCAGGCUGCUCCGGCAUCGGAAGACCCAGCUCCUGCUGGUCAAUCUGCUGACCUUUGGUCUAGAAGUCUGUCUGGCUGCAGGGAUCACCUAUGUUCCACCUUUGCUCCUGGAAGUUGGGGUGGAAGAGAAAUUUAUGACAAUGGUCCUGGGCAUCGGCCCCGUCCUGGGCCUGGUAUCUGUCCCCCUGCUGGGCUCGGCCAGUGACCACUGGCGCGGGCGCUACGGCCGCCGCCGCCCCUUCAUCUGGGCCCUGUCCCUGGGCGUGCUGCUGAGUCUCUUCCUCAUUCCGCGAGCAAGCCGCCUGGCCGGGCUGGUGUACCCGGACGCUCGGCCCCUGGAGCUGGCCCUGCUGAUCCUGGGCGUGGGGCUGCUGGACUUCUGCGGCCAGGUGUGCUUCACGCCGCUGGAGGCCCUGCUCUCUGACCUGUUCCGGGACCCGGACCAUUGCCGCCAGGCCUUCUCCGUGUACGCCUUCAUGAUCAGCCUGGGAGGCUGCCUGGGGUACCUGCUGCCGGCCAUCGACUGGGACGCCAGCGCCCUGGCCCCUUACCUCGGGACGCAGGAGGAGUGUCUCUUCGGCCUGCUCAGUCUCAUCUUCCUCACCUGCAUGGCGGCCACACUGCUGGUGGCCGAGGAGGCGGCCCUGGGCGUGGCGGACCCCCCGGAGGGGCUCCCGGUGCUGGCGGCGCCUUCCCGGUGCUGCCCGUGCCGGGCCCGCCUGGCCUUCCGGAACCUGGCCAGCCUGCUGCCCCGGCUGCACCGGCUCUGCUGCCGCGUGCCCCGAGCCCUCCGGAGGCUCUUCGUGGCCGAGCUGUGCAGCUGGAUGGCGCUCAUGACUUUCACCCUCUUCUACACGGACUUUGUGGGGGAAGGGCUGUACCAGGGGGUGCCCCGGGCUGAGCCCGGCACCGAUGCCCGGCGACACUAUGAUGAAGGGGUGCGCAUGGGGAGCCUGGGCCUCUUCCUGCAGUGCAUGAUCUCCCUGUUCUUCUCCCUGGGGAUGGACCGGCUCGUGCAUCGCUUCGGGACCCGGGCCGUGUACCUGGCCAGUGUGUUCGCCUUCCCGGUGGCUGCUGGUGUGACGUGCCUGUCCCAGAGCGUGGCCGUGGUGACCGCUUCAGCCGCCCUCACGGGCUUCACCUUCUCAGCCCUGCAGAUUCUGCCCUACACCCUGGCCUCCCUCUACCACCGGGAGAAGCAGGUAUUCCUGCCCAAAUACAGAGGAGACACUGGCGGCAACGGCAGCGGCGACAGCCUGACCACCAGCUUCUUGGCAGGCCCCAAAGCUGGGGGACCCUUUCCCAAUGGACAUUCGGGGGCUUCCAAUACCGCCCUCUUCCCUUCCUCACCCCCUCUCUGUGGGGCCUCCCCUUGUGACGUGUCGGUGAGAAUGGUGGUCGGGGAGGCAGCAGAUCCCGGGGGCCCGGGCCGGGGCAUCUGCCUGGACUUAGCCAUCCUGGACAGUGCCUUCCUCCUCUCUCAGGUGGCACCAUCUUUGUUCAUGGGCUCCAUCGUCCAACUGAGCCAGUCGGUCACAGCCUACAUGGUGUCGGCAGCAGGCCUUGGGGUGAUAGCCAUUUAUUUUGCCACUCAGGUGGUAUUUGACAAAAGCGACUUGGCUAAGUGUUCCCUCUGAGUGUUUCCUGACCCUCGGGAGAAGGGCCAGGGCCAGAGUCUGCUCCCCUUCCAUUGUCCUCCCAUCCCUCUAAUUCUGUCCUCCCCAUUCCCACCCUGUCCAAUACAGGUUGGGAUCACAGCUCAGCCCACCUAGGGUUUCUCCUCCCCUCCUACUUGGAGUCUGGGAGGGCUCAAAACCCCAUUCCUGUCACUGCCCAAGUGUGGUGGGGCAGGUUUUUGCUGCCUCCCUAUGGUGUGGAACACUUAGCUGAAGAGAUGAUUGAAGAGCAAUCAAAACUGGGGAGCUCUGGGGGGUCUUAAGUUCUGGCUUCUAAUUGGGGGGCUCCCACACAGUGGGAGAAGGUACUUUCUGGGGACCUUGCAUGAGCCUACAGGAUCUUAGGGAUAACAGCUAAGGUCCAAAGUCAGAAUAGAGGAGAAAAGGGGGUUAUUUGGAACCAACCAGAGAGGCCAGUUCCUCCUCUUCCUGCAAAGCUAUUUAGUGCUCCUUUUCUCUCAACUUGAGAGGGUUUUUCCUCCUGAGGCUGCUACUGCUUAGGAUGUUUUAUCCUGAAACUCUCCCUUGCCCCCAACCCCAGGAUUGGUAAAUGUGAAACAAAAUGCCUUUUUUAUGAGACUUUUGCCCAGACCGUCCCCUCCCACCCCUCAUUUGAUCAAUAUCUGGAAACUCUUCCCCAUUCCACUGGCAGGACUUGGGUUUCUGUAUUUAACACCAGCACCGACAGACUUAACUUAUUCACCAGAAUAGGAGGCCGUUGCUAACUCUACCCAGUGGGCUUAGAGUUCUUAGAUCUUUCAGGGCCUGGUACCCUGUUGGCUGAGCCAAGUCUGUCCUUGCCAGGUUCUAGAAACUAAGGAUGUUUCAGCCGGUUAUCAGAGGCUGCUCUCAUAAAAUGGUUCCUACAGUGCCUUGGCUUAUGUGCCCCUUUCGACCUUCCUCACUUCAGCAUGCACUACUUUCUUUUGGCUUUGGCCGGACGCAGCAGCCCGCUGCAUCCCUCCUCAGCAGCUCCACUGCCUUGGUUCCAUCCCUAACCGUGAGCUUGAGAUGUUUUCCUUGGUACUGGGACCCCCUCUGCCCCCACCCCCUCAAUGUGUUGCCCCUAGGCCCCUUGCCUAUCUCAGCUCCACCAGGCAUGCACUGUGCCAUGGGGGACAUGAUCUCAGGAGCACCCCUGCCUGGGCCAGGAGGUCUUACCUCGGGGGUGUAAACGCUGUUUGCAAUAAUGUUUUGUGUCUUAUUUAUUUAGCUAAGUGAAUAUUUUGUACAGUGUGUAAGCAAUCAGAGUAUAAAGUUUAUUAAGGUGAAAUAAAGAAGCUUCUUAUAUAUUUAACACGGAUAUUUAAUGUAAUUAUGCAUAUUUGUGUUGUGUGUGGGAGGGAGGACCCUUCCACUGCGGGACAUGGAGAACAGAAUUUACCACUGCAUUUUUUAUUUGCACUUUCAGUGCCUGCAGGUUGCGGGUCCUUCCAGUAGAUGGUGCCAUACACCAUCCCCCCCUUUCCUCCAUUGACCAUCCACAGGCAGACAGUGUCCAGACUCUGGACCUACAGGGAUGGGGAUUCACAGGGUAGUUGCUUAAAAGCACUUAACAAUAGUAAGCAAUAGUAAAGACAAAGUU